Argiope bruennichi is the source of this 1573-nucleotide messenger RNA. Its product is annotated as gastrula zinc finger protein XlCGF7.1-like. The transcript is spliced from 2 exons. Bases 623 to 1543 code for a protein of 306 amino acids. Gene Ontology annotation, biological process: regulation of transcription by RNA polymerase II. Gene Ontology annotation, molecular function: DNA-binding transcription factor activity; RNA polymerase II cis-regulatory region sequence-specific DNA binding. Lineage: Eukaryota; Metazoa; Arthropoda; Arachnida; Araneae; Araneidae. The record is from RefSeq and is a predicted model, not a curated record.
AAAAUUUUCAAGCACCGAAAUCGUUCUCUCGCUAUACGCUUCUGGAAUAAGCAGCCUUUCUUUUGACAGAUGUUAUAAGAUGGUGUUUGAAUUGAACUUCUGUUUCUUAUCUUUGAAAUAAUUGUUAUGGCAGAAACGGAAACAGCAACAAUACAGCUUAUAAAUCAUCAAGAUUAAUUAUAUAAAGAAUAGAAGUUUAACAAUUCCUGUUUGUUAGCCAAUACGGUUAAGGUUAAAUAUAUGCAGUUACCGCUCUGCUUUUCGACAAGGCUGCAGAUCUCAUCAAACUCAAUGAUUGAGAAAAAAGACUAUUAUGUAAUGCAAUAAAAGCAAGUAGUCCUCUGAAAAAAAUUUUGAAAAUAUUCUGUCGAUUCUUGUAAAAUAUAUAUCAUGCACAAGCAGCAUAUCUAAUAGAUACCUUUGCCAAUAAUAGUUUUUUUAUGUUUUAACUAGAUAAAAAUCACGCAGAUCCAAUUUUUUUUUGCAAAAGAUUUUUUAAGAAGCACACUUUAAUAAGGCAUGUGAAAGAAAAGACAAUCUAUGGAUCAUACAAUAUAAAAAAUUUUCUAAUCUAUGCACUCAAAUUUGGAGUAUAUGCAAGCUUACGAAAGAAUUCUGCAAAAUGUGUAGUGAAGUCUUUUCUUCGCAGGAAUAUAUGAUACCACAAAUCUUGACGGAUAUUAAAGAGAAACCAUUUGUUUGUGAUGUGUGCAACAGAGGGUUCUCUUUUCGAGGAAGUUUAAAGAGACAUUUAAGGACGCAUACGAAAGAUAAUCUGUGUGCUUGUAAUGUGUGUUAUAAAACAUUUUCUGUGUUAGGAAGUUUAAAGGACCAUUUACGGACGCAUACAAAAGAGAAACCGUAUGUUUGUGAGAUUUGCAGUAAAGCUUUUUAUCGAAAAGGAAAUUUAACGGCCCAUUUACGGACGCACACGAAAGAGAAACCGUACAUUUGUGAGAUAUGCAGUAAAACAUUUUCUCAACGAUCAAAUUUAAAGACACAUUUACGGACGCAUACGAAAGAGAAACCGUAUGUUUGUGAGAUUUGCAGUAAAGCUUUUUCUCAAAAAGGUGAACUAAAGAACCAUUUAUGUAUGCAUAAGAAAGAGAAACCAUAUAUUUGUGAGAUAUGCAAUAAAGCGUGUUCUCAAAGAAGAAGUUUAAAGAUACAUUUAAGGACGCAUACGAAUGAGAAACCAUAUAUUUGUGAGGUAUGCAACAAAGCGUUUACUCUAAGAGGAAGUUUAAAGAUACAUUUAAGGACGCAUACGAAUGAGAAACCAUAUAUUUGUGAGGUAUGCAACAAAGCGUUUACUGUAAUAGAAAGUUUAAAGAUACAUAUAAGGACACAUACGAAAGAGAAACCUUAUAUUUGUGAGAUAUGCAAUAAAGCGUUUCCUGGACGAAGACACUUAAUGAUACAUUUAAGAACGCACACGAAUGAGAAACCGUAUGUUUGUGAGAUAUGCAGUAAAGCGUUUUAUGUGCCAGGAAAUUUAAAAACACAUUUACGGACGCAUACAAAAGAGAACCCGCACGUUUGAAAUUUAUGCAAUAAAACUUUUUCUAGUGGA